AUGAAACCGAGAUCUUGCGUAGACCACCUAAAGAAUGGAGCAGACAAAUGUGGCUACUACAAGAUUUACGAUGCUUCAGGGAAUGGAUUCACCGUGUUCUGUGACAUGGAAAAAGAACCUGGGGCGGCCUGGACACUUGUCAUGUCUUGGAGUCUGAAAAACAAGCUCUUCUCAAACUUUAGGUACUGUUUUGAAUGGAUUAACCCUUUGUCGUCCUCCAGUUUUUAGGGAAAAACGCUUUUUGGACUAAAUCCUCCUUAUUGGAUCGUUUUUGCCCAGUUAGCACAUGAAUGGCUCUAAUGAAGCAGCUUUUUUGUUUUUUUUUCUCAUGCGCAUAAACCAAACUUGGACUUCUUAUCUAUUUCGAUUAAACCCUGCGAGCACAGGUUUCUCUCUGAUCUUGUUUGUCGCGUCGUUACGAACUACGCGAACGUCAAGCCACGCGAAUGAUUUCGUAAAAGCGAAAAGCCAAAAGCCAUACAAGCGAGAAAACUCUGCUCGCAAGGUAGUUUCGAUUGUUUUCUCGCUUUCUUCUUUUUCCUUCUUCUUUUCUUUUUACAGCCAGUUAUGUCGCCCACCUUAAAAUUUUGGCUGGCUUUCUUUCCAACAAAGGGAUAUAUAUAUGCCAAUAGCCAUGAUGGCUCUCGAUAUGCAAAUUUAACUGUAAAGAGUAGACUGUAGGUAAAUAGUAAAUAAUGAUAAUUGCUGCGGAGCGACCGUAGGGAGCGAGCAGCAACAUAAUCAGGAUUUAAGGGAAAUAUAUAAGGGGCGACGAAUUCUCGAAUUCAUCACUUUUUACCACAAUGCAUUGCAUUUAACCACACUUUUUACCACAAUGCAUUGCAUUUAACCAGAGUGCAUUGCGCCACGAACAAGUCAAAUAAAAACACGGGGAAGUUCGCAUCGUUCGCUGCCCAGACUCAGAGUUUUCUUUGUAGCAAAUUUUCUACAGCACGGUUAGAGGUCUUACCAAAUUUAAGACACGCAGGAGUCUUUCAGAUGAGUACGAUGGUUAACUUGGGGAUUGGAUUUCAAUUCAAGAGCCUUUGACUCGUCCAGGUGUUAAACCUGACGAGAAGAUGAGUAUUUGCUCUUCGACUCCGCAACACGGGGGAUGUACAAAUUCCAGCUUGCUAGAAGGUGAUGUGAAAGUGAGAAAAUGUCAUGCCAUGCUAUUCUUAAGAACCUGUAUGAGCCGAAAAUGGAUGUGAUUUUGACCAUUCGCUUCAAAAUAACAGCGGAAAUCGAGAUAACAAAACAUAUGUUUUGUGUCCUACUUUGCAGACGAGGACGUGUAUCGGCGUUUUGAAAAGCAUAAUUAUGUUCUUUCAUUCAUUCAUUGCCAUGGAAGAUGCGUUUACAUUGUUUUUUCACUGUUAAUAGCUCGGUUAAUGCGGCCGGCGAUCAUCUUGCCGGCGGAAGUUUCAUGGAAAAGGAAUAAAAUGAAAGACUUUUACUACAGAUUACGUAAUCAGCCUCUGUGCUGUAGUGGUUAGGUGUAGUCGCUUCGAGUCGAAGGUGCCGGGUUCGAGUCCUACCGUCUCAGUCUCACUGCCUAACUAAUGCCAUUAUCAACAGAAUGUGCCGCAGCAUUACUAUCUUUUAGAUACCCUAGUUUAAAACUUAUAUUGCGCAGUUCCAUAACGAGAUGAUUAACUGCGCAAUACAACAUAACAUAGAAUAAAAAUAACCAAAUGAUAAAUAAGAAUUACAUCAUGUGUUGUGUAUAAUAUUAAAAAACCCAACUAAAAAUAGAAAGUCUUACUAAAAGGUACGUCUUGAAACGUUUUGCUAAAAAAUAAAUAAAAAUUGUAUGGGGGUUAGGGUUGGAUUUUUGCCAAAAUGUUGCUUGUUUUUUUGGUCUAACUCUGUCAGAAUUGGUCAAAAUUUGCUAAUCAGUCGAGGUAUCAGUGGUAACAUUUAUCCUCGCUGAUUUUGCAUGUUACCCUAAUCUCUUAAAUAGAAACCUUAAUGGAUUCAGGAAGAAUAAUACGCAUAGGUCCAUAUGAACCAAAAACGACCAAAGUGGACUUCAAAGGCUUAAAGUCAAUAAGUUUAUCUUAAAGACUUUAACUAAUUCCCUGACUACAUUUUUCAUUCCCUUGUUACUAACUACCAAAUCGUGCUGAGUACCUUGUAGCGCACCUUUAAAUCUGCAGUCUUGUUAACUCCUUGUUCAGAUCCAUUAAUACGCAGGUUUUUUGCCUUUUGCCUUAAUUUGUGAUUUAGUUACUUAGUUUAAUUUUUUUCGCCCUAAAAAUGUUUGCCUUAUGAAAGGGAAUCCAGAUUUCGGAAUCCGGGAAAAUUUUACCUGCUGCAUCCGGAAUUCUGGGCUUUGGAAUCCAGAAUACAGCUCAGGGAAUCUGGAAAUCCACUAACGAUAAAUAUCCAGAAUCCAACUUCCACUGACGAAGACUAGAAUCCACUACCUGGAAUCCGGAAUCCACUGGAUGGAAUUUAGAAUCCAAGACUGUUAAAGGCACUGAAAUCGUUGAGUCUACUGUCCCGCCCUCCACAAAAACAUCUCAGAGAGGGGACGCACCUUUGCAGUGAGAACAGCUAAGGAAUGAAAUAACUUACCCCGAAUCCCCGAAGACUUUGAAAUCCUUCAAGUCAGAACUAUGAAAACUGCUAUUAAAUUCCCAAAAGAUUAAGGGAUCUUUUGAAUUAAUGACAACAAAGACCGGAAGCCAUAUCUUGAGUGGACAAAUGCACCGUCCGUUAACACUAUCCUAGCAGCACGUCUCUGCAGGAGUGCCAAUUCUUCUUCAUUUCCUUUACCACAGCCAUGAAAAACAGCACAACAGUAUUCCAAAUUUGGUAGUAUCAUAUCAUCGAUGUAUACAAUCGGUUCGAUGCUUCAGUUGUUAAUUAUGAUCUAAUUCUUGAGAACAUGCCCAGUGUUUUAGAAACUUUCUUCUUCACAUAGUCAAUAUGCAAAUUAAAGGAAAGACUGUUGCUCAAAACUACGCCUAGGUACUUUUAAAAAGGCAUUGCAGUGUUUCACAGAUUCUCCUCCCAACGUUAUAUGAACCCCAUCGAUGUCUUGGCGACAUAGUCUCUGGUGGGUGCCAAAAAUAGUAACCUAUCGCUAGUUUUUUUUCAUUUCAUCGUAUUUUUAAUUUAUUUUAGAGGGCUACAAGUUUAUCAGUAAUUUUAAUUGCUGUCACGUGUAACCCUCGUAAAAUAAAGUCGCUUAUCUUAUCUUAUCGUAUUCCGACAGACAAACUCCCAUGUCAAUCAACGACCCAGUGAACGAAAACUCGCCUAACUGGUUCCUCUACCGGCUAACAAUGGACAGAAUGAAGUCACUAAGGGACGUGUCCACCCACUGGCGAGCCACCUGCAGUUAUGACAAGUACGGUAUCAAUAACUACAAAGAUUACAUCCGUGGAAAGUUUUCGGAGGCCGACAUCUUUGCCUUCCUUGGUCAAGGUGUUUGCCUUAAGACCGAGCUUGUCAACAUUCGUGGUCACACUGGAAUACACAAGACUGCCAGGUUCUGGCAGGUUACUGGUAGUCACACUCUUCAUAUGGACAGUUCUUUAACAGGUUGCCAGUUUGAUCCCACCGUUGGGGCAGUGAGCAGUGAGGACAACUUUGGUUAUUACGGCACUACAAACCCCAAGUUUACUUGUACAAUGAAUAGCGACUCUACCACGCAGUGGUGGUUCGGUAGCUAUCAGUAG
Messenger RNA from Porites lobata, 3689 nucleotides. The record is from the annotation of a GenBank genome assembly. Lineage: Eukaryota; Metazoa; Cnidaria; Anthozoa; Scleractinia; Poritidae.